AUGCGAAAGACCGAGUGUCCAUGGCCCGACUUUUUCGGAGGUCUGGACAAGGGCGGCGUACAUCACUACCUAUUCUACAGCCAACAUGGCGAUGAGAAGUUUCUCGGGCCUUUCUCCGGCGAACCUGCCUUUGUUGCGGGCCUUGUCAGUAACUAUAGAGCCUCGGUCGACCGCAAUAAUCACCCAGACUACAAAGCUCGCUUUUACGAAACAUAUCUCGCUGACGUCCUUCAAGGUCACCGACCAACAUUGACGCAUGGGGAUGUUCAGCAGAAGAACAUUGUGGUUGUGGAGAAUGCAAGUCCAAACGAUCAAGGUGGACGAUCAUUUGACAUCGUACUGGUCGAUUGGGAGAAUUCCGGUUGGUUUCCUGAUUUCUGGGAAUUCUUUUGUGCAUCUUACCCCCUUUAUUUCCAGUGGGACGAAGACUGGUCCUGGCGGGUCCAGGAGUUUGUUCAAGUAUGGCCCGCCGAGAUGGCCAUAAUGCAACUGAUUGACAGGGAUCUAGGCUGGUGA
Messenger RNA from Penicillium salamii, 516 nucleotides. The record is from the annotation of a GenBank genome assembly. Lineage: Eukaryota; Fungi; Ascomycota; Eurotiomycetes; Eurotiales; Aspergillaceae.